AUGUUAGGUCCUCCGGGUCUGUCUCCAAAAAAUGUUGAUGAUGACAUUGUCAAGGCUACUGGUGACUGGAAAGGUCUCAGAAUUAUAGUGAAACAGACCAUCCAGAACAGACAGCCCAGAUCAGUGCCCUCUGCCUUGGCCCUGAUCAUCAAGUCCCUCAAAGAGCCACCAAGGGACAGGAAGAAGCAGAAGAACAUUAAACACAGUGGAAACAUUACUUUUAAUGCAAUUAUCAGCAUUGCCCAUCAGAUGGCACACCAGUGUUUGGCCAGAGAACUUUCUGGAACCAUCAAGGAGAUCCUGGGUACUGCAUAG
Molecule: messenger RNA, 315 nt
Organism: Mastomys coucha (southern multimammate mouse)
Lineage: Eukaryota; Metazoa; Chordata; Mammalia; Rodentia; Muridae
Product: 60S ribosomal protein L12-like
Exons: 2
Coding region: 1-315 (104 amino acids)
Biological process (GO): translation
Cellular component (GO): cytosolic large ribosomal subunit; ribosome
Molecular function (GO): large ribosomal subunit rRNA binding; structural constituent of ribosome
Source: RefSeq, a predicted model, not a curated record